Eremothecium sinecaudum is the source of this 1209-nucleotide messenger RNA. RefSeq names its product acetyl-CoA C-acyltransferase (gene POT1). Gene Ontology annotation, cellular component: peroxisome. The transcript has a single exon. Bases 1 to 1209 code for a protein of 402 amino acids. The record is from RefSeq and is a predicted model, not a curated record. Gene Ontology annotation, molecular function: acetyl-CoA C-acyltransferase activity. Lineage: Eukaryota; Fungi; Ascomycota; Saccharomycetes; Saccharomycetales; Saccharomycetaceae. Gene Ontology annotation, biological process: phenylacetate catabolic process; fatty acid beta-oxidation.
AUGGCAAACAGAUUGAACAGCAUAAGUGAUCACUUGCAAGGUGGGUCACGUGGGUUAGUGCAAGCCACUUCACCAGAUGAUGUCGUGAUAGUAGCUGCGUACAGAUCACCAAUUGCUAAAGGUUUUAAGGGUGCCUUCAAUGAACUUACGAGUGAGGAAAUCUUGUAUGAGUUUUUAGUGGGAUUCUUCGAUAAAGUUAAAAUUGAUAAGCACCUCAUUCAAGAGGUUUCAUGUGGUAAUGUGUUGAAUGCUGCUGCUGGUGCGACUGAGCAUAGGGCAGCUUGUUUGGCAGCAGGUAUUCCGUAUCAAGCUGCUUUUGUUGCUUUGAACAGACAGUGUUCUUCUGGUUUGACCGCUGUAAACGAUAUUGCUAACAAGAUCCAAGUGGGGCAAAUUGAUGUUGGUUUGGCACUAGGUGUUGAAUCUAUGACUAAAAACUAUAAGAAAGUAACUUUUUCAGAUGUUUCUCCUAAUAUCAAGAAGGAUAUUGAGGGAGGCAAGUGCUUCAUUCCAAUGGGGUUCACUAACGAAAAGGUUGCUGCUGCUUAUAGUAUCCCAAGAUCUGUGCAGGAUGAAUUUGCUGCAAACUCAUACCAAAAAGCGGAAAAGGCAAGAGCCAGCGGGCUAUUUAAUGACGAAAUUAUACCUAUAAAAACCAAGGACGGGUCUAUUGCCACAUUUGAUGACGGUCCACGUGAGGGUGUUACGGCUAAAGAUUUGUCCAAGUUGAAACCAGCUUUCAAACAGACUGGUGUCACUACCGCAGGUAAUGCUUCCCAGAUUUCAGAUGGUGCUGCAGGUGUUCUAUUAGCUAGACGUUCAGUGGCUGAAAAGUUGGGAUUACCAAUUGUUGGUAAGUACUUGGGAUUCCAAGCUGUUGGUGUUCCACCAGAAAUCAUGGGUGUUGGCCCUGCCUAUGCAAUUCCUGCUGUGUUGAAGCAAGUAGGGUUGACUGUAGAAGAUAUUGAUGUUUUUGAAAUUAACGAAGCAUUUGCUGCACAAGCUCUGUACUGUGUUGAAAAAUUAAAGAUUGACAAGAGUAAGGUGAACCCUCGUGGUGGAGCUAUCGCUCUUGGUCACCCAUUGGGUUGCACAGGUGCAAGGCAAGUAGCAACUAUUCUCCGUGAGUUGAAAAAGGGUCAGCUAGGCUGUGUCAGUAUGUGCAUUGGUACAGGUAUGGGAGCUGCCGCUGUGUUUGUUAAGGAAUGA